AUGAUCCGGGGGACGGUGCUGAUGGCUUUGUAUGUGACUGUCACCUCAGCCACAUAUGAUGUUUAUGAGCAGCAGUCCUAUAUGGACCCAGAGGAUGUACUGAGUGUCAUCAUUCUCCUGGAGGGUCCACAGCGCCCUCUGCUGGGGGGAACGCUGAUGUUACCGUGCCACUUUGAGGAUCACACUGUUGACGACCCUGGCGCUCCCACCAUUGCCCCCUUGUCUCAUCGGAUCAAAUGGAGCUUUGUGACUAAAGAAAAGGCCACAACCAUCAUUGUUGCCCAGGGGGGGAAAGUGCAUAUCACUGAGAACUACCAGGACAGAGUCCAGCUGGUAGCUUAUCCUGGGACCCCGACAAACGCUAGCAUCAGGAUAUCUGAGCUGCGUUCCAGUGACACGGGAGUGUAUCGCUGUGAGGUUCAGCACGACAUCGAGGACAACCACAGCAUCGUGCACGUCCAGGUUCAAGGCACUGUGUUCCACUACAGGGCCAUCAUGGGACGCUACAGUUUGACUUUUGAAAAGGCGAAGGCAGCGUGCACCCAGAAUAGUGCAGUAAUGGCUUCACCCGAACAGCUCCAAGCGGCGUACGAUGACGGUUUUCACCAGUGUGACGCUGGCUGGCUCUCUGAUCACACAGUCAGGUACCCAAUCCAGAGUCCUCGUAUGAACUGCUAUGGUGACAAAGUAGAACUGCCUGGAGUCAGGACCUACGGCGUGAGGGAUCUCAAUGAGACUUAUGAUGUUUACUGCUUUGCUGAGAAGAUGACAGGCAGAGUUUUCUACACUGCGACUGCAGAGAAGUUCACCUUCUCAGAGGCUGUGUUGGCGUGCUCUAAUAAGGGUGCUCAGCUGGCCACUACAGGUCAGCUGUACCUGGCCUGGCAAGGAGGGAUGGAUGUCUGCAACGCUGGCUGGCUCGCAGACAGGAGUGUCCGCUAUCCCAUCAACAUUCGUAGGCCACAGUGUGGAGGCGGGCUGAUCGGGGUACGGACUGUUUAUCUUCACGCAAACCAGACAGGAUAUCCUCUUCCCGAGUCUCGCUGUGACGCCUUCUGUUACACAGAAUCGACUGAUGAAGACAGCUCAGGCAUGACAGAAGAGGGCAGCGGUGUGCCGCGAGUCACCACAGUGACACAGAGCCCAGAGGUGUUCUUCAGGAGCACGACGACAGAGAGUGAGGCUGCCGGAGAGGUGGAGACUAUGAUGCCUACUAACGUGGACUUCACCUACACAGAAAGCCCCACCGACCCGCCUCUGGCUGAGCCGCCAAACAUCACCGAGUCUGUCAAUGAUCUGAUACAGUCAGCCACAGCACAGCCGGAUGUUGGCAGGGAGCCACACAAAGGCUUUGUGAUACCUCCAAGCGGCGUGGUCUUCCAUUACCGUUCAGCUGCCGGCCGCUACGCUUUCACCUUUGUCGAGGCCCAACAAGCCUGCCAGAGUGUUGGAGGCUCAAUCGCCACGCCUCAGCAGCUGCAGGCAGCGUAUGAAGCUGGAUACCAGCAGUGUGACGCAGGUUGGCUACUGGAUCAGACUGUAAGGUAUCCUAUCGCUUACCCUCGAGAAAGCUGUGUUGGAGAUCUGGGAGAUCGACCCGGGGUUCGAUCCUACGGUCUGAGGCCAGCACACGAGAGAUACGAUGUGUACUGCUACACUGACGGGCUCAAAGGAGAGGUUUUCCACAUUGAAUCAGCUGAAGGUUUCACUUACAGUGAGGCUGUUCGUAGCUGUCAAGAGCAGAACGCCACAGCGGCCUCCACAGGACAUCUCUAUGCUGCCUGGAAAAUGGGCUUUGACAAGUGCCGUGCAGGCUGGCUACUAGAUCGCAGUGUGCGCUAUCCCAUCAACAAUCCACGUGCGGAGUGCGGAGCGGGGAAAAUAGGAGUGCACACUGUGUACAAUCACCAGACUGGCUAUCCUGAACUUGAUGCCAGAUUUGAUGCUUACUGUUUCAGAGCUGACGUUCGGCUUAUUGCAGAUGAAACUGGACUGAACGUCACAGAAAUUGAGGAGGCUCUACUAAAUCUGACAUCAGCUACCCAUUUGUUACGACCUGCUGUUCCCUCCAUAUCUCCUCCCAUCAAUGUAGAGAAUUCAGGCUCUGGUUCAGGCUCAGGAGACACUUCUGUAGUAGAUUACACAUCUGGAGGUCACUCUGGAGAAUCGUCUGGAUCUGGACAGCCAUGUUUGUCUGCAGACGAGAUUUUCUCCUCUGGUUCUGGAGAUAAGGCUACUUCUGGAGAUGGCUCUGCUUCUGAAGACCUCCCUUCCUCUGGCUCUGGAGACCUGGCUGGCAGUGCGCAUGCUGACCUACCCAGCGGAGAAUCAGGUCCCAGUAGUACAGAUGUUUCUGGAUCAGGUAGUGGAGAAGGGUCCACGAUCAGUAUUUGUUUUUCAGGCACUGACUCCACUCCUUCAGGCGAGGACUCAGGUUCUGGAGGACCUCAAGAAGCUGGAGAGGGAAGCACAGAGAUCCUUACUUUCCUUUCAUCUGAUGUGGGAUCUGGAGUGCUGAGUGGUAGUGGGGAUGCGUCCUGGUCUGGAUCUGGUUUCAGUUCUACAGAAAGUGGUUCUUCCACAGACAUGUCCUCUGGUUUCGUCACUGGUCAGGAGUUUUCUGGCUCUAGCAGUUUUCCAUCCAAAUUUUCCUCUGGAAGUGGUAGUGGACAGUCAGGAGAGCUUUCAGGGAGUGGAGACGCUCAGAUCUUAUUGAUAGAUGAUAAACUGAUUGAUGCAACCACCUCCAGUAAAUACAGUGAGCUUAGUGGAGACUUCUUCAGUGGCUCUGGGGACAUUUCAGGAUCUGGCGUUCUCAUUUGUGAUCUUAAUGGAGAUUGCAGUGGUGACCUCAGUGGGGACCUCAGUGGGGACCUCAGUGGGGACCUCAGUGGGGACCUCAGUGGAGACCUCAGUGGGGACCUCAGUGGGAACCUCAGUGGGGACCUCAGUGGUGAUCUCAGUGGGGACCUCAGUGGAGACCUCAGUGGGGACCUCAGUGGGAACCUCAGUGGUGAUCUCAGUGGGGACCUCAGUGGGGACCUCAGUGGAGACGUCAGUGGUGAUCUCAGUGGGGACCUCAGUGGGGACCUCACUGCCUCGGCCUCGGGAGGGGUCUUUGAAUUUUUCCCUGGUGUGACUUUGGUGGGUUCAGGGUUCACUGAGCUGACAGGGUCAUCGUCUGGAGUGGAGGAGGAGGCAUCUGGGGUUUUACUCUACAGUUCUGCAGAGGGAAGUGGUGGAUAUCUGUCUGGAUUUGGAAGCUCAAGUUUUCAUUCUCUGUCUGGAUCAGGACUUUCUGGCUACGAGUCCUCUACAAGUGCAGGAGGAGGCAGUGUUAUCUUUCAGUCUGAGGAUCUAAUGACAAAGGUAUCUGAAAACACAUCACCAGAGGACUCAGGCACGCUGUUUUCGGAGCUUGGUAAGGGGCCGUUGGAGUACAGUGGAGAAGGAAGUAGUAGUGGCAGUGGUUCUUACCCUGGGAGUGGAGACUCUGACUCAUCUGCUGCCAGCACGACUUUUUCAGAAGGCCCUUCUAGGCAUCUGCCAGUGGCCUAUCCCAUCAUUGAGUGCAAUGUGACAGAGAGCACCACAGGACCACAGGAGGACCCUAAUGGCGUGCCAGAGACCCCCGAUGAUGUCCCUGUAACUCUGGCCCCUGCGGUUGUCCCGGCAGGACUAGCAGCACCUCCCAUUACAGUUGCACCACCCUCUGUUCAGACAUCAGGCCCUGUUGAAGGACAUGUUGGCCCAUGUGAACCGAACCCCUGUGGCGAUGCUUCAUGCACUGCAGAGAACGGCGUUGCCUUCUGUGACGAGGAGCAGCCGUGUGAAGAAGGCUGGACUAAGUUUCAGGGGAACUGCUACCGACACUUCACCGAGAGAGAGACGUGGGUGACAGCGGAGCAGCGCUGCCGCGAUCACAACGCCCACCUGGUCAGCAUCAUCUCCCCAGAGGAGCAGAACUCUGUCAACGCAAAUGCACAAGACUACCAGUGGAUCGGGCUGAAUGACAAGACCAUAGAGAAUGACUUCCAGUGGACUGACGGCACUCCUCUGCAAUACGAGAACUGGAGGCCUAACCAGCCGGACAACUACGUGAACUCUGAAGAAGAUUGUGUGGUGAUGAUCUGGCAUUCUGACGGCCAGUGGAAUGAUGUACCCUGUAGUUAUCAUCUGCCCUUCACCUGCAAGAAAGGCUCAGUGUCCUGUGGUGCCCCGCCGGAGGUGGCCAAUGCUUGCAUGUUUGGCAAAAAGAGGGUGGUGUACCCCGUCGGCUCCAUCAUUCGUUAUCAGUGCAAUCCAGGAUUUAGACAGCGCCAUCUACCGCUGGUGCGCUGUCAACCAGACGGACAGUGGGAGGAGCCCCAAGUGAAAUGCACUGAUGUGAAAAGUCAAAGGAGAGCACAGAGGAGGAGCCGCAGGAGUCCAGAACGCAACAGCAGGCGUCGCUAAGGAGUCAAAAUUGCAAUUUAUUAUUUCAAAAGAACAUUAAUGGGACACAAAAAUGAAUUUUCUAUACAAGUCAAGAAGAUUUCUAGAGGCAA
Molecule: messenger RNA, 4547 nt
Organism: Maylandia zebra (zebra mbuna)
Lineage: Eukaryota; Metazoa; Chordata; Actinopteri; Cichliformes; Cichlidae
Product: aggrecan core protein-like
Biological process (GO): central nervous system development; cell adhesion; skeletal system development
Cellular component (GO): perineuronal net; synapse
Molecular function (GO): hyaluronic acid binding; calcium ion binding
Source: RefSeq, a predicted model, not a curated record